AUGGACCACAAUAGUCCAAUGCCGCCCCCGGCCACCACAGACGAGAGCUAUGGUGCGGUCAGCGACUCCGAGUCGCAGAAUCAUCUAGAGGUAUGGUCUAUCUCACCCCAGUUUGAAUUUCGCAACUCCCAACCUUUCCACACGCAGAUCGUCUUCUACCCCGACUCAAGCCACCGCCGCAAAUCCUCCUUGGUUACGAUGGACAAACCUCGGAUGAAGACCUCCCCCGCCGAUGCGCAAGACCGGACAACGGCCUGCUAUGUACAUUCUCUGCUUGCGAGCGAAUGGGCGACACCUCCACUGAAGGGUGCACCGCCCGAGGUAAUCCAGACACUGACGGAAAAUGAGCCUCCUAUUGAUGCAAAGGCCGUUGGCGAAGAUAACGUCGUCUCUGUCGUGGACGGUGAUAACAAGAUCUUGAAACCGGAACCGACAAUAAUUCAAUCUCGCCAUUUGACCAAGCGCCAACUCUCUGACAUGGCCUGGAACGUUCGGAAAUUGUCGAAGAAGCUGGGGAGCAUCAAGCUUAAGUUGACCGUGAAGAAUGUGUUUGUGGUGAGCAAGGUGUAUGAUGAGUCGCUGGUUAGCUUAACAAGAAAGGUGACAAAGUGGUUGCUUUCUAAAGAUCGCGAUGCACCUUACAAUGUGUAUGUGGAGCGUCGUUUGGAAACACACCCGGACUUCGGAACCCUACAACUCCUGCAGGACGAGCCGUCCGCGAAAGGGCGUUUGAGGUUCUGGGACUCGAAACUCGCCCAUGACCAGCCGCAUCUGUUCGAUUUCGUGAUUACCCUUGGUGGGGACGGCACUGUGCUCUACACUAGCUGGCUGUUUCAGCGAAUCGUCCCGCCGGUCUUGUCCUUCUCGCUGGGCUCUCUCGGUUUCUUGACCAACUUCGACUUCGCUGAUCAUACGAAAACCCUUGAGACCGCCUUCCGGGAAGGAGUUGUCGUGAGUCUUCGGCUCCGGUUCGAAUGCACCAUUAUGAGGAGCAAAGCUCGGGGGAAAGAUCCGCGUUCAGACUCUUUUGCAAAGCGAGAUCUCGUGGAAGAGUUGAUCGGCGAGGAAGGCGAGGAUACAUUAACGCAUACUCCGGAUCGAGUCUAUGAAAUCCUGAACGAUGUAGUACUUGACCGUGGACCAAACCCUACCAUGUCUCAAAUCGAAGUGUUCGGCGAUGACGAGCAUUUUACUACUUUGCUUGCCGAUGGAAUCUGCGUUGCCACUCCGACGGGGUCGACGGCGUACAACCUUGCUGCAGGAGGCUCCCUUUCCCACCCUGACAACCCAGUGAUCCUAGUCACCGCCAUAUGCGCCCAUACACUAUCUUUCCGACCAAUCAUUCUUCCCGAUACCAUAGUUCUUCGUAUGGGCGUUCCCUAUGAUGCGCGGACAAGCUCAUGGGCUAGCUUUGAUGGCCGAGAGAGAGUUGAGUUACACCCGGGCGACUACGUUACUGUGUCUGCCUCCAGAUACCCUUUCGCCAACGUUCUGCCUCCCGGACGACGCGGAGACGACUGGGUGCAAAGCAUCUCGAAGACCUUGAAUUGGAACUCCCGUACGAAACAAAAGGCCUUCAAAUAG
This is a messenger RNA of Penicillium chermesinum, 1584 nucleotides long. RefSeq names its product putative NAD+ kinase. The coding region runs from base 1 to 1584 and encodes 527 amino acids. The record is from RefSeq and is a predicted model, not a curated record. Gene Ontology annotation, molecular function: NAD+ kinase activity. The transcript has 4 exons. Lineage: Eukaryota; Fungi; Ascomycota; Eurotiomycetes; Eurotiales; Aspergillaceae. Gene Ontology annotation, biological process: NAD+ metabolic process; NADP+ biosynthetic process.